Messenger RNA from Varroa destructor (honeybee mite), 4584 nucleotides. It is a transcript of the gene Ipk1, whose product is annotated as Inositol phosphate kinase 1. Gene Ontology annotation, molecular function: inositol-1,3,4,5,6-pentakisphosphate 2-kinase activity; ATP binding. NCBI's taxonomy places the organism in Eukaryota, Metazoa, Arthropoda, Arachnida, Mesostigmata, Varroidae. Gene Ontology annotation, cellular component: nucleus. The record is from RefSeq and is a predicted model, not a curated record. Gene Ontology annotation, biological process: inositol phosphate biosynthetic process.
ACCAAUAUCGAACGUUGCAUUGUUAUGGUUCCUAUUCAGAAAGCCGUUACCUUGAAUAUUGAACUAGCACGACUGCAGUUUACAAGUUACUUCUGUAACCAGUGGUCCCUAACUUUAGAUCCUAUUGACUCACCUACUUUAGCGUAGCUAAUUCAAUAUUUUUUUCGCUUUUUUCUAAGCAGUGUUUUCCCUAUCGAUUUUAAGAACAACCCGAAGUACAUUCAAUCUACAAUGAUUCCCAUUUGGUUCUUCGCUAUUGAUUUCAGCGUAUACAUCUAAAACCGAUGUACGAGGCAGUAAUACGAAUGAAUACGAUAGCCAUCAAACAAAUUGAUCGAGAAUUGUAAUUGCUAUAAGAAAUUGCUUAGUACGAACAACAACUUAGAGGUUUGCACGCGUUUAUUUACUAUGGUGAAAGGAUGCACACUUCUAAUAAUAAUUAUUAUCUUCAAACGAAAAAAUUGCGUUUUUACACAAAGCAGCCUUCGUGGCAUCUCUCUCCAUAUGGACUAGAUGAAGCAUCAGAGAAUGGCCGUUGUGGAAAGGACGGCUCAAGGGUGAGAGGAAAGAAUAACCGAAAGGGCGGGAAAGAAACCGGAUCAGUGCUGUGAGUAUCAUCGAGUCCUGUAUCGAUGAAAUAAAUAGUAGACUCGAAGCAGGCUCAGAUCAAGCUAGAAGAAAAUAAAAGAGCCUUUUGGACUUUUCGUACAAGGACAAUUAGUACGACGCUGUAGUACGCGGUAGUACACGAUUAGCUGAGGUCCACAACGUAGUUCAGUAUAGAGUGAAACAGGUAGGCGGUCGUUUUCCCCUAAGCAGAUGUGCUCGUCUUUGACGGAACCUGGUCUUUGGACCUACAUUCCUAUUUUACCGCGCACCUAUGCUAUAGUCAGUGAACUUGUUAUAUGUAGUAGUACUAAUAGUAGAAGCGGGAUUCUCGGAACCGGGAAUCAUGCUAUAGCGAUGCUAAAGAAAGGGCUGUUCUGUGUUUGAUGUCCAUAAAUGAAUUGCUAAAAUGUUUAUUCGUUGCAUAGUGUUAACGAUGUGUUGACGUUAUUGUUUUCUGGAUUAGCCACUUUGUGCAACUACAUUGUCAGCAUUUUCAACAAUUAAUCUCAGAUAAACGCAUAAUGACUAUUAUCUUGUACGGUUUAUUAAAUACACCGAUUUUUCACGAUAAAUGACAAUAUAUAUAUACUAUUUUCAUAGAAUCUAACAGUUGUUUUGCUUGCCAAAUGCGUUUGGUCCAUACCAGGCUGUUCAGAGCAGAAGGAAUAUCAUGGCAGAUCGCUUGUUAAUUGGCCAUUCGACUGCCGCUGCCUCGGCUAUGUGGAACGAUGAUGACGAGUCGUUACACAUUUUGACUCUACUGGGAAUGAGAGGACGUAACGAUCAGCACAGAAUGGGAAAGUUCAAUAUCUCCCGUGCCAGGUUCCGCGGAGAAGGAAACUCCAGCCUUGUUCUCGCCUUUGAGGAUCAUCCGUAUGUGAUUAAACUAAAAAAAGUGCCAAUUUCCGACGUCGAGAAGCACCGAGAUUCAGGCGAGAGCUUUGAUCGUGCUGGAGUUGCCGGUCUCUCGCGUUCGACGAGGAAUUUGUUAUCACUUAACUGUAUAGAAAGUUCAAGUAAUUGCCGAAUUGGAUCCGACCAAGUAUCAGCUGAUGACUACUGGCUCUCUAUGCACAAGUACCAAAUCUCUUUUAUAAAGAAUGUUGCCGUACCCCUGUUAGGAGGAUCUCUGGUCGACGUUCCUGCGUUGAUUAAAAUCAGCCGAAGUGAAUUAGCUGCAUUGCUCGCAGAGUCCCGCAAAGAUCGAGCAGCGCAUCGGCUGAUGAAAGCUCCUAGCCCCCAAUUGGGCUGCGGUUUGAUUUUCCCUGAUUGCUGCAUAUUCAAAUCCAGCUUUAGAGCAGUCGAUCCCGAGCAGGCUCGCUCAGUCAUCAGCGGCUUUCAAAAAACGCGCAAUUUGGACAAAGCUUGUUACGAUGCGGGUCACGUUAUUACUGACGGAAUGGCGAUACCUGUGCUAGGGCCAGUCAUCAGUAUUGAAAUAAAAGCAAAAAUGGGAUUUCUGCCGCUACCAAUAAAGAGCGACGCUGCGUGCACAGUGCCUCUUGAUGUGAUGACACGUCACUAUCCAAACACGAAAGAAUCGUCCGAAAUAUCGUCGGCAUCAUCCUGUUACAACUCGAGUAACAGUCCUCCGGGUGUGAGCCAUCCAUUGAAAGCUCACUCUCCCUAUGAUCUAUGUCCAAGCAGUGCGUCUCAUUGUCAGACUUCAGCGUCUCUUCAAUUAGAGAAAACUCGUUUGAGAUCGCGUUUGUGUCGUUUUCAUAUGGUUCAGCAUCACAAGCUUCGCCAAGGUCGAAUUCAGCACAUCAGCAAUUACUGCCCUCUUGACCUAUUUAGUGGAUGCCCGGAGCGGAUGAAGUCCGCUAUUCUCGAACUGUUGCAUAACCCACAAAAUAAUCUGCGCCUGUUCCGAAAUCGCCGUCUCAUAUUUGGUGGAGAACAUCAGAAGCUAGGACACGACCCUUUCGGAAUUAUACGUCUAUUCGAGAAUAUGCUGUUCGACUUCCUUCCUGGCCACAAGCCCCAUGUUAACAGUGGUACGAAAUUAAGUUGCAACGAUCAGCAUACAGACACAAUGUUGACUACCCAUGCUAUUACUGGGUCUACCAGACGCUCGGAUGCUUUUACCACUGAGAAUACCUUUUAUAGCAAUGAUCAUCCGUCUACGACAGACAAAAACUUACAACAGCUCGAGCACCAAAGUGUUAUGGAACGUGCUCUGAGCAACGGGUGUGACGUGAGCGAAAACAGUGGAGAUACACUUUCAGCCCAGAACCAGAGUUGCCAUGACAAACAUCCAGUUGAAACUACACAAUGUUGCCAACUGACUCAUGGCGACGUUGACAAAAACGUCGACGAAAGCAAAGGCAUCGAUAGUGAACCUACAGUGUCAAAAAAAUCGGCCCAGUACGAAAGCUCAGUAAGUCAUCUGUGCAAUUUGAUUCGGUUAGCCUUAUGUUUUCCCUUACAAGAAGAUCGAUGCCAGGAAAUUCUAUCUGGGAGCGUUCGUCUUGAGACACGAUACUGCAAAUACUCAACAAAGUGCAGCUGUUACGAUGUGACAUAUAAUUAUCCAGAGACACGAUUUUUUAAAAAAUCCGCCUCCUGUGAAAAAAACAAAAUGUGCGAGGCCAGCAUUCAUGGCGAUAAAAAGCCGCUCUUAAGACACGACAUCCCUCACGGUUCAGUACUUUAUCGAGUGCUGCAGGCUCAACAACUCUGCUCAGCAGAUGUGUCAACGGUGCAUAAAGCUUUCUAUGAGGACCAUCGGCCAGAAGACUUUGUGGAAGGAAGAUUUCCAUGGCCGGCCAUACCUUGUAAUCCCGAAUGUCUGACAAAUAACGAAAGAACGCCUCACGAGACGAUGUCACAAUUUGCCUCAAGGAUUCUCUGGAAGCAUCUGGUUGCCCUUACUGCUCGCGAUUGUUCCUUGAUGCUCACGAUGCAAAAAAUCGACAUUAGCAGGUGGACUGGAAACAUAAGCGAUUCUCGAUUGAAUAUAUUGGACUAUGGCGACGAGCGAUACCUGCUACAGAUCGGGAUCGUUGACCUGGAGCCCAAAGCGCUCGACAGAAUACCCGAGCACAUGCAUGACGACCUUGCAAUGGCAAUGAAUUUCUCCCUCGCAACGACCUAGGUAUAGUUGCUCAGCUUCUGUUGUGUGCUUACGUUAAGCCAUCUACAUUUUGAUAUGUAAAUAUAGUUUCAAUUGUAAAUACGACUAAGAGUGAAGGCUACGUUUUGAGCUCUAAAAACAUGUGGCCACAUAACAAAUACACCUAACAGUGAAACACCGUGCAUAGAAUCAAGGCAGAGUGAAUAAAAGGUCCUUAGCAGUAAAACGAAAUUAUAGUUCUAAAAAGUGCUGUAAGAGGACUUCCUGUAUAAGCAAUCACCCGUAAAACUCAAGAUGAUAAACAAUGUGUACUUUAAGAAUAUGCUUUUUAUGAGGCGGUUUCUCAGUGAACUACAGAAAACGUAAAUUCAUGGUAAACGAAUAGAAUCUCCGAAGGAAUAAUAUAAACCGAUUAUUCUUAACGAAACGAUAGCGGUCAGGAAUUGUUAAUUUUCAUUGUUCGCCAGUACAUUUCAGGAAAUUAGAUAUUCAAUAAACGCGACCCUUUGGAUUUGGACGCUAAAAGAUUGAAGUUCUCAAAUUGAUAUUAGCUUUACUACUACUACUACGACUACUAGACCCAUUAGCUAUAUGGUACCUUUUUAUGGGCUAUUCCUAAAACUCCUAAAAUAUGGCCUGCUAAGUAUCACUGUGUCCAUGGAGGUCUGAUGCAAUACGAAGAGUUUAUGUGAUGUGUAUAUGAGUGUAUCAACAAAGAUGAUUGAUAAAAUGUCUUUGUUUCAUUCGUUAUUUACCAGCUUUUUCAAAAGUCUUGGCACACACAACCCAGUGUUUGGGAUGCAAACUAUAUAUAUACAUAUACGAAUUAUUCUCUGAAAGCAUUUUUUUGUCUCCAACUUAUAUUAGCAAUUCUGAUGGCUAAUGCAUCGAUGACUAGU